Cicer arietinum (chickpea) is the source of this 1213-nucleotide messenger RNA. RefSeq names its product bet1-like SNARE 1-2. Lineage: Eukaryota; Viridiplantae; Streptophyta; Magnoliopsida; Fabales; Fabaceae. The record is from RefSeq and is a predicted model, not a curated record.
UAGUACUUGGCACUUCUUCUUAUGAGUUUUUCAAUUCAGUUACACGUUGCUUAUAGAUAGAUCUCAAACGAAAAGGAGCUUUCUCGUUGUUUCUUCACUGUUUCUAAGCAUCCGAACAAGAUCUAGCACAUCAUCAUUGAUUCUCAGUGAUAUCGCAAGUUUUUAAUUUACACAGAGAUGAAUUACAGAAGAGAUAAUCGGUCAUCGAGAUCAUCACUUUUAGAUGGUAUAGAUAGUCUGGAGGAAGGUGGUUUAAGGGCUUCUUCUUCUUACGCACCUGAAAUAAAUGAGCAUGAUAAUGAUAAAGCCAUAGAGAGUCUGCAUGACAAAGUUACUUUUCUAAAGCGAUUAACAGGUGAUAUACAUGAGGAGGUUGAGACUCAUAACAGUUUGCUUGACCGGGUGGGCAACAAAAUGGAUGGAUCAAGGGGUAUGAUGUUGGGUACCAUGGACCGAUUCAAGAUGGUUUUUGAGAAGAGAUCGACAAGGAAAACAUGCUCACUUGCGGCUUAUUUCACACUUGCCUUCAUAUUCAUAUACUAUCUAAUUAGGAUGCUUGGAUAUUUUACUCUAGGAUGAAGCCGUUAUGUUAAAGCUGACUAAAUAUGGUGAUGGAUGUUUGGAAGUAAAAUCCUGUUCCUGUGCUGUAAAUUUUUUGAACAAUUUGCAUGGAGAUGGUUUGAAACUUGCUUGUGAAUUGUGGGCUUUGAAACUUACUGAUGAAGCUCAUCGAAAGUCUAUUGCAUACUUCCCUUCCCUGACCUGACUCCACUCCAAAAUAUUAGGAUGAAGUGAAACCUUCGGUUUCAUUGAUCACUUAUAAAUGGAAUAAUUAUAUUUACUUACCUCCACAAAAAUUAUUAGGGGCAUUUACACACACCAUGUCGAAUACAGUCAUAUCAUAUUCCAACAGACCAAUCUUUUUUUUUUUCUCUGUAGAACCAAAAGGCCAAUCUCUGAAUAUUAUAUUUAUUUGUGGGUAAAAUAGCAAUCAUAUAAAUAUUAUUGUUCAGUUAUACAGACUAAGCAUCUUUCUGCUGUUUCUAUUACCGUUAUUCAUCAGUUUUAUGGCCUCUACAUUCCACAUUUUAACCGCAUGAAUGUCGACAUUACUAUAAAGCACGCCCAGGUGUUCAUGUAAAUUUGUUGAAAUGCUUAUUUGUAUCAAAUCUUAAAUGCAUUUAAAAGUCACUAUGUGCUUAUACAUGGUUAA